Parathielavia appendiculata is the source of this 874-nucleotide messenger RNA. RefSeq names its product DSBA-like thioredoxin domain-containing protein. Gene Ontology annotation, biological process: glutathione metabolic process. The transcript has 4 exons. The coding region runs from base 22 to 777 and encodes 251 amino acids. Lineage: Eukaryota; Fungi; Ascomycota; Sordariomycetes; Sordariales; Chaetomiaceae. Gene Ontology annotation, molecular function: glutathione peroxidase activity; glutathione transferase activity. Gene Ontology annotation, cellular component: peroxisome; mitochondrion. The record is from RefSeq and is a predicted model, not a curated record.
UCUACUUGAUCCCAGAACAGAAUGGGAGGCAAGAUCGACUGCUACGUGGACAUUGCGUCUCUCUACAGUUACCUCGCCUUCCUCGAGCUCCAAAAGAACCGCGACCUCCUAGCCUCUCAGAAUGUCCAAGUCGAAUAUCACCCCUUCCUCCUAGGCGGAAUAAACGCCGGAUCAGGCAACCGCCCGCCCUGGACCGUCCGCGCCAAAGCUAAGUACCUAGCCCACGACGCGCGCCGUUCCAUCGCCCGCCAUGACCCGCUGCCGCCGCCCAUCUCCUUCCCCCGGGACCUCAUGCAGCGCGGCAUGACCGUCGUCCCGAUGCGCUGCCUCCUGUACAUCAAGCGCCGCUACCCGGCGGCAGUCUUUGAUGCGGUCCUGCACUAUCUGUUUCAUCUCUUCUGGUCACCGCCCAACAUGGACCUGACGACGCCGGAGAGCGUGGCGAAGGCGCUUGUGACGGUCCCGAGGGGAUUCAGGGGGCCUGGCACUGGCAUAGGGGAGGGCCAGGGGGGCAGAUUGUUUACGGAGGCGGAGGUGAGGGAGAUUGUGGAGGGUGCCUUGUCGGAGGAGAUCAAGGUUGGGUUGAAGAGCACGACGCAGGAGGCGUUGGAUAAGGGGGCGUUUGGGGCGCCGUGGCUGUGGGUUGUUGAUGAGCGGACGGGGAGGGGAGAGCCGUUUUUCGGGAGUGAUCGGUUUCACUUUGUGUACAAAUUCCUGGGGCUGCCGUAUACGGACGUCACGCUGCUGCCGGCAGCCGGAGCAAAGGCGAAGCUCUGAUGGGCGCUGGAGGAGUUGUACUGUAGUUGGAUGGCAUGAUCCUCUUGUAAAUUUUGCGAUGAAGUUUGUGAAUUCUAUCCCAACGGGUAUUCCGCCC